CAGUGCCUGAGAACACUCUUUCUUGUACGUCUCUAACUCCACUUCUCAUAUACUAACCCUAACCCAUUGUCAGUGGACCCGAACAUUUCAGACUCUGAGUCAUCUCUCCAGAGGACAGUUUUCUGUUGGUCUUUGGUCUGAUCUUUGAGUGUGUUUGCAUGUUUCAGCCUUUUAGCCUUGUCUCCCAUCUGAAAGGUGAUGUCUUGGUUUCUUCUUUGCUACUGUUCCAUAGAGGCCAUUCCUGAUCAAACUUCUCUGUCAUUGUACAUUCAUACUUUUGUACACUAGUACAGUGAAAUUUGCGUGGACAGCAGAAGGACCAACUUCACAUCCAUAUAAAGCUGCCAGAAGCCGAGAGGCUCUUUGCUAGGCGCCUUCUGGUCUCUCAAAGAAUAAGCGUCUCCUCAGACACAAACCGUUCUCUUCACUUUACGCUAAAUUUUUGUCGUUCACCUCUUCAGGUUCCUCAUAACAGCUUGAAUACCUUAUCUUGAGUAUCCUUUAUUUUCAUGAUUUAGUUUGAGAGGGGCAAAAUUCUGACUUUAUGUUUAGUUUAGUUUUUUUUGUCUUUGGCAUUUUGAAGAGAACGAUGUAAUUGAGACAUCUUAUAUAUCAGGAAGCUUCCAAUAAGUUAAAAUCUAACUGUAUGUAACUACUCUGGUCUGGUAUAAUGAAGGCCACACAUCAUACAGAUGUACAUUUUUCUCCUUGAUCAGCUGACGCCAUGAAAACUAUGAAAAUAAAGACAUACAAACAUUUCAGAUAUACACAAAGUUCCUCAAAAAGUGUAAUUAACGAGUUCCAAAAUAAAGCCUUCAAGCUAGUUUUCUGUCAUUAGACGGGUCCAAUAUGCAACAACAAUGUAUUAAAACCAUCCAUGCAAAGCACUUUAACAAACAAUGCAAACAAAUAUGAAACAAAUAAAUUUAAAAGUCACACCUCUCACACCGUGCAGAAUAGUUAUGUUUUUAGACCAUAUUUCAUGACCCACAUCCCACAGGUGUGACCUAUGACUAACCUGUGGUCAUGUGACUUCUUUAAUUCUCCAUCAAACUUUGUAAAACAUCACUACAUUUUAAACCAAACAUCAGUUUUGAAGGUGUGCAUUGUCAAAGUUACCUUUCUUAACACUUUAUUUAUCCUACUUUUAAUCAGUUUCAAUGGCUGUGUGAAUUAAGAUAUUUAUGAAAUAAUGACAGAAAAUAAUAAAUAAUUUGAUACUAUAACUCAAAAAUUACUAUCUUUUGGACUGUUACACUAUAAAUGAUGUUUUACGCCAAAAAAUAACCUUGAAUCAUAUAAUAACGUGAUUUUUUGAAUACUGUGUACAUAUUUCCUGUAAGUUCUGGUUGUGUUUAAAUACGAAGCUUGAGAAAUACAAUGUGUGUUUGUUGUAACUUUGCUGAAACAACAAACCUAAAAGUGACCUCGAACUUUUGCACAGGAUUGCAUCUUGUAUUAUUAUCCAUCUUUCUUUAUUGUAUGUCACGUGACUCAGGAUUGCAUUGUAUUGUAAUAUUACGCUUUAUAGAGCUUUAUUAUGACUGAUUACUUGUUUUGCAGGUCAUUAAAUAAAUGUUGUGAAAACUACAAAUCCCAGCGUGCACUUGGAGGUUCGGCUAUGUCACGUGAGUGUAGUUUCCAGUAGACGGCGAGGACGCGGCUGUUUACAAACAAGUCGAAGCUCUGCUGCUGUGAACGUCGCUGAUUCUGCGGGUGGGGAAACAGACGGAGGAUGGAGAUUGAACACAUGCAGCCGUAUUUCUUCGGAGACAUCGGCUGCUGGGUGGAGAGAACAGAGGUGCACAAGGCAGCGUCCCUCGGCCAGGCCUCCCAGCUGCAGCACCUCAUCCAGAGUGGAGCUUCAGUAAACUUAGUGGCUGUGGACUCCAUCACACCGCUGCAUGAGGCCUGCCUCCGUGGACAGGCCCAGUGUGUGCAGCUGCUGCUGGACGCUGGAGCUCAGGUGGAUGCGAGGAAUGUGGAUGGAAGCACUCCGCUGUGUGAUGCCUGCUCAGCUGGUAGUCUGGAGUGUGUGAAGAUCUUGCUGGAGCACGGUGCCAAGGCCAACCCUGCACUCACCUCCCGCACAGCCUCACCCCUCCACGAGGCUUGUGUAGGAGGGAACUCGGACUGUGUGGAGCUGUUGAUAGCCAUGGGUGCUUGUCUUGAGGCGUACGAUCUUUACUACGGGACCCCGCUGCACGUGGCUUGUGUUAAUGAACACACAAACUGUGUUAAAGUGCUACUCAAUGCAGGUGCUAAAGUGAACGCUGCAAGGCUACACGAGACUCCACUGCACCACGCCGCUAAAAGCAUGCGAGUUGAGAUGAUUGAGAUCCUGGUGGAGUUUGGGGCCAACAUCUACGCCAGAGAUCACCACGACAAGAAACCUGUGGACUACACCACACCAGGCUCUCCCUCUGCAGCCUGCCUGAAAUUUUAUGAGACCACUCCCAUGAGUCUGCAGCAGCUCAGCAGGUUGGCUGUGAGGAACAAGCUGGGCACCAGGGCUCUGAAGGUCAUCGGUCAGCUGGACGUCCCAAAACUCAUUAUCAACUACCUCUGCUAUCAGUGAGCGCCACCUGGAGGAGGAGCUGGAUCAGUGCUCAAAGGACCGGAGCCUCACAGCUGCUGCACAUUCUCAGACAGCGCAGUAAAGGUAUUACUGAAUUAGAUAUGACAAACGUUGACACACAGUUUAGUGCCAA
Molecule: messenger RNA, 2711 nt
Organism: Acanthochromis polyacanthus (spiny chromis)
Lineage: Eukaryota; Metazoa; Chordata; Actinopteri; Pomacentridae
Gene: asb13a.2
Product: ankyrin repeat and SOCS box containing 13a, tandem duplicate 2
Exons: 6
Coding region: 1736-2578 (280 amino acids)
Biological process (GO): intracellular signal transduction; positive regulation of protein catabolic process; protein ubiquitination
Molecular function (GO): protein binding
Source: RefSeq, a predicted model, not a curated record